Molecule: messenger RNA, 2008 nt
Organism: Arvicanthis niloticus (Nile rat)
Lineage: Eukaryota; Metazoa; Chordata; Mammalia; Rodentia; Muridae
Gene: Tti2
Product: TELO2 interacting protein 2
Cellular component (GO): TTT Hsp90 cochaperone complex; cytosol; nucleus
Source: RefSeq, a predicted model, not a curated record
AAGCGGAAAGCUGUAGUUGUAGGGAGCUUUGUUGGUGUCAUGGAUUAGUAGUUUAUCUUUAAAAUUAACUUUUUUUUUUUUGAGUUUUCAGAAAGACAAAGUUCGCCACAUGUUAGGAGCUUGAGGCUCUGACCAUAACGAGGCCCCUUCUUACACCCACUUAACCGAGUUCCACUCGAUCCUUUUCGUUGUGCAUGGUUUUAGUUCUGUUCGUAGGGUGACUCCCAGCACCAGACGACCUUCCCUCUGCGACUCCAGACACCUCCCCCGUUUGGUUUCUGUCCCGGCGGGGAGCCCACCCCGCCGCGUGUGACUAGGAAUGAAGCUAGACAGCGCCGAAGAGAAGGGGGUCGGCCGCUCCCUGCCUGCCGAGGGGUCUCCCCCCACUCUCGAACAAGCCUUCUCCAAGAUUCUGCAGGGUCUCGGCCGCCAAGAGUCAUCAGGACAAGGCAACGCAAGAAAUGCCGCUCUUAAAGACCUCGGUGCUUUAAUGGAAGCCGCCGAAUGUGACAAAUUAUUUGAGGGGAGUGGCAGUGGUGGAUCCCUCCGAGGGAUGCCCGAGAUCCUGGGACAGGUGGUGAAAGCGCUGGAGAAGUUCGCAGCACCCAAGGAGAGGGCGGACGGAGGCGAAGAGCAUCCCGAAGUACCUGAGAAGGCAACUGAAGUUGGUUCACUAUUUCUAAAGCUGUUGGGCAAGGUUGAAACUGCUCAGAGUUCUCCCGACUGCCCUCCAUGGAAGACAGGCCUCCGACACUUGUCAGGACCCAUGUAUAUUUUUGCCAUCACACACAGAUCGAAGCAGCCAUGGACCAGUCCAAAAUCUCAGCAUGUGGCUGGCGAGGUGCUGUCUUUACUGUUUCGAGUUACUGAGUGUAGUUCUGUGGCAGGAUUCCUCUGCGGAGAAAAUGAAGAUGAUCCAGGGAGAUUUGCUGUGGUCUUGGGGCUUCUUAAGCCCCAUUUGAAUAAGGAAACCUGGAAGAAGAAUCCUGCUGUCAAACACGUUUUCUCAUGGACUCUCCAACAAGUCACUCAGCCCUGGCUGAGCCAGCAUCUAGAAAAGAUACUUCCCCCAUCUCUGCUCAUCUCAGACGACUAUCAAACUGAGAAUAAAAUCCUGGGUGUCCAGUGCCUCCACCACAUUGUGGUUAAUGUGCCAGCUGCUGAUUUGCUGCAGUACAACAGAGCCCAGGUUCUGUACCACGCCCUUUUCAAUCACCUGUACAUGCCAGAGCACAACCUCAUUCAGGCUGUGCUCCUGUGCUUCUUAGAUUUAUUCCCUGUCCUAGAGAAGGCUCUGCACUGGAAGGGAGAUACAGCUCGAGCCACUACACACUGUCAUGAGGUGCUACAACUGAUCCUCACCCACAUGGAACCAGAGCAUCGCCUUCUCCUACGAAGGACGUAUGCUAGAAACCUGCCAGCUUUUGUGAAGAGGUUGGGGAUCCUAACUGUUCGGCACUUGAAGAGGCUGGAGCAAGUUAUCCUUGGUUAUCUGGAGGUUUACGAUGAACCAGAAGAUGAAACUAGGUUGAAGAUACUGGAAACCCUGAAACUUGUCAUGCAGUAUACUUGGCCCAGAAUUUCCUGCAGAGUUGUGGUCUUACUGAAGGCUCUCCUGAAACUGAUAUGUGACGUAGCAAGGGAUAAGAUCCCCACAACUGAGGCAGCUAAGAGUGCAGUGCUCCAGGAAGCCACAGACUGCCUGAUUCUCCUGGACCACUGUUCUCAGGGGCAGGUGAAGGGUCUUCUGGCUAAAAUUGCUCUAUCCUGUAAAGACCACACGGUGGUGAGCUGCAUCAGGAAGGUACAGCAGGGCUCUGCAGAUGCUCCUGGCAAUGACAUGGAAGGGCCUUGUCGAAGGCAUGGAUGGGGAAGUUGUAGAUGUCGCCAUACUGAAGAACAAACACAGACCACCUUUAUGUAAGCUUGAGUAUCACCUUUUUCCAAGUUCCUCUGCUCUACAACCAUAUUAUUUAUCAACAGUGAUGAAGUAUACUUUUAUAGUUUU